Molecule: messenger RNA, 4972 nt
Organism: Epinephelus moara (kelp grouper)
Lineage: Eukaryota; Metazoa; Chordata; Actinopteri; Perciformes; Serranidae
Gene: nkpd1
Product: NTPase, KAP family P-loop domain containing 1
Exons: 6
Coding region: 532-2754 (740 amino acids)
Source: RefSeq, a predicted model, not a curated record
CGUGAAAAUCACUCAUUUGUUCGAUUUUUUUCAGGGACUGAAAAAGUUGGACAGCGAAUGCCAGAAGCUAUCGCGAAAAUGGGGAUUUUUCUGCCUCGUAAUGCUUUCAGGAACUACCCACUUCACUCCGAUGCUAUGAAUAGAGAGAAGAUUGGCAGCAGCGGGAGAAGUAUGGUGUAACAGAUUGGGAGAGUAGAAAGGAAGAAAUGUACAGCUCCAUCACUCAGAAAUAAUUUCAUCUUGCAUGUGACCUCACUUCCUGGAAAGUGUCCCUCCUACAGUCAGUGCCGGUGAAUAUCAGGUUGCUCCCCCCCCACCCCCUUCUCUCUCUUAUCUGUGUUGUAAAGUUUUACGGCAUUCAAGUCCUGGGGGCGUAAGGCUCACCACACCUUAGCUGCAUGGUCUGUCUGCUGCUUCUGUACAUUAGACGAUUCAGAGAUGAGUCAAAAUAAAGAUCAGGACUAACAUUUGGAACUUAAUCAGGUCAAAGGGAUUUUCUGUGAAAGCCGCACGUCCCACCACACAGUCAUCAUGGAUAAGGCAACAAAAGAUGAUAUUUACGCAUAUGCGCUGUCAAAGACGCUGACAAAAGUUUCGUCGCCUGCAACUGUAGGCCUCUACUCUUCAUGUCAGAAUCGAAUUAACAUGAUCCUCGAACAAAUGGAAGCGUGCACAAAGCAGGAAUCAUUAAGGAUAGAGCGGGAAAGCAAAGGAAGAUACAGACCUCGCCCAGUCCCGCCUUCAUUUUGUGGCUUUCUCGCACUCAUUGGCCGAAUGCUCUUCUACAACCCCAUUUGGACAAAGGAGAACCAGCACCACCGUAACAUCAGGUUCAUUUAUGUACAGUUUAGUGCCUGGCAUUUUGCAGGCAGUGACCUGCUUUGGGCCGGCUUGGCCAUACGGCUGCUUCAAGCAAUGCAGAUAAACUUUGGGAAGUUACAGCUUGUCGUCUACCGUGUGGCUCAAUAUGACGAGGAAGACGAAGUCAAGAAGAAGAUAGUGGAGGAUGGUCCUAACCAUUGGCGUUCCAAAAAGAUCUGCUGCUGCCCUCUGUGGUUUUUUGUCCUGUCCAUUAUUGCGAUACCAGUUUUCAUCCUGAUAUUCUUUUUGACUGUUAUCGUUCCCCAACAAGAGAUCCAAACAAACGGGACAGUGACUUCUUCAAAAGGCCAAACGGAUGUGCUGCAUGGCCUGCUCAUCGCCGUGUUAGGAGUCCCUGCAGCGUCCGCACUGAGGUUUGUUUUUAUGAUGGCUAAGAACCUCAUCGUAAACCUGGAUCUGAACAUCACGAAGGGGAUGGACAAUGAGAAGGUAAGCUGCCAACUGGGCUUCAUGAACCAAGUGAGGAAAGAAAUGUGGUUUCUGUCUCGAUUUAUCCAGUUUAUGGAGGUGUUUGAGAGGAGGAGGAUCCGUGUGGUACUGAAGAUCACCAAUCUGGACCGCUGCCCCCCCAAGAAAAUGGUUGCAGUUCUGGAUGCAGUCAACAUUCUGCUUUCAGAAGAGGAAAGUCCAUAUAUUUCCAUUCUGGCUGUCAACCCAGAUAUUGUUGUGCAGAAAGUGAACUUUGCAGAUGGCUGCUUCAGCAAACAAGACAGAGCUUAUGCACUGUUGAACCAAAUCGUGACUCUGGCCUUCACAGUCCCACCACUGUGCGAUGAUUCAAAACAGAGUUUAUUUCAAAGCCUCACUAGCAGUUCAAAAACCCCUCGGAACAUAAGCAUGAAUGUACUUAAACAUAGAACUGGGAGCCUUGUAAAGACAUCUUCCUCAGAUUUAUUUGGAGUGGAGAUUGCACAUGGAACUAAAGAGGUAUAUCCACUGAUGGAUAAGCCUAAAACUGCACUAGCAGUGGAUGUAAACGAGGAGGAGGUAGAGAAUCUGGUUAGGAGCAUCCUGACCAGCAACAAUACAAAGCUGAGCAAGUAUAUGGUAGAGGAUGCCAUGUCUAUGAGGAGGGCGAUCAACUCCAUUCGAGUAACUGUGAUAAUCUUAAAGGCCUUGAAGCAAGAGCUUCCUGAACCAGAAUACAUUGCAGCAUGGGUGAUCCUGGCCAAUCAGUGGCCUUGCCGCCUCAGCUGGAUCAUCCAGUGCGUGGAAGACGCUCAGCAGAGAGCAGGUACUGAUGGUAUCAAUGAAGCCAAUGCUGAUGAUUCAAAGACCUUGUGGAAAGUCUUCAGUGAGUCCAGGGCAGAGCUGUAUGUGAUGAGUGGACAUAUCGAGGACCUCCUCGAGCAGGAUGGAGAUCCUGAGAUGUUUGAAAGACUUCUCAUGGUAGAUUUCCAAUUCACUGUAAAAGACUUGAAGACAUAUGAAAUGGCCAUGGUGAACCUGGACUAUUCGAUGAGGAAGGAGCUGGCUUACAUCAGAGGGACAGCCAGGCUGAAAGAUUCUGGUUGGAUGAGGGACCUAGCUCCUCUGCCAAUCACAACCAUCAUCAAAAUGAACACAGAGGAUGUGUGCAAAGAGUUGGAGAGAAUGGAAUUCCCCAGUAAGUAUAGUAAUAUUGUAAGAAGCAAUGACCUCCACGGUUCGGCACUGGUCUUCGGUGAUGCAGAUGACCUUAAAGCCCUCCUAGAUAUGACCUUUGGUGAAUGGGCAACUUUCAGACUUCACUUCCUGGGUUUACCAUCACGUCUCCGACCACAAUACAGGAACAUGUCACCGACCCCCUCUCAGCCUCAGCUGUCAGCAACUCCCCUCCAUGUUCGACAUCACUACAUGAGUAACCCCAAUCUAGUUAACAGCCACAUGUAAGAAUCCAAUCCAUUUCCAGUAAGUGCGUUAUCCCUAAAAAAUAUGAUCUAACAUUUGUUAACGAUCUUUGUAGUAACAAUACACAGCUUGUGCAGAGAGUGGGAGUUUAAGUGUGAAGUAAAUACAUAUUCACCUUGUUUAGCUACAGGAGCUUGUUAUAAACUCUUGUUGCUGCUUAGAAAAUGUUUAGUCUCCUGCAACCAUGUCAAAUAACUAUCACGUACAUAGCUUAACUUAAAGGAGCUAUAUGUAAGAAAUCUAAAGCAAACAGUCGUAAAAUCAUCCUAAUAUGUCACAGAGACUAAGGAAUAAUGUCAAUAUAACAUACUGAUCUCACCGACAACAAUAGUACAGCCAAAAUAUUCGCAUUUUAAAAAAAAAAAAUUACGGUCUGCAAAUCAUGUUUAUGUUUUGAAUUUGUCUUUUGGCCUGUUGCGCCACCCACAGCCGUCUACCAGUCACGCAGUCAGUAGAGUCUCAGCAUCAGUUACAGUUACGACUGAGCUACAAUGGCUGACGGUGCGACUAAACCCAAACGACCUCAUUAUGAUUCCCAAAAACGCCAAGACAAAACUCGAGGCAAAGCGAGGGUCUAUACAGGAGAUGCUUUUGAACGGUGGAGACGGUUGAAAGCGGAGAAGAAUUUGAAAUCGGAUGUCGAAGUAGCUACUCUUCUCCUUGACAGGUAACGUUAAGCUUUAGCCAAAGUUGGCUAACUAGCAUCAUAGCUAGAUGGGGAUGGACAUUUCGAAUAUUUUCAACUGUUAUUCAUUUUCGAUUAUACAUUGUAGCCCAUGUGCAGGUGGGUCAUCGACCCAACUGAUUUUUUUUGAGAAACAAACGUUAGCAGCACGGCAAGCAGCAUUAGCAGUGUCCCGGUACAUAGCAUUAGCAGCCGGCUCCUCCUCAGCUGUAUCCCGGCAGCAGCGUUAGCAGCAGAGAAGCCGGACUUGCUCAAACGGUCCGCUGGAAAACCGAAGAUCAAGGACGCGGUGACGCGGCCCUGCCACGCAGCCCUGCCACGGCAGCCGCCUGUGGGCAAACAAAUCAGUCUCCAGCGUGCCGCUGUCCAGCAACCUCGAAUCUGUAGGGGAGGGGGGACGGACACGACUCACGGCAGUAUUUUGAAUCUGAGUGCAGUAACCACUUUGGCCACAUUCUUACAUACAGCGCCUUUAAGGGAGACAAACCCAACAACGACAACUGUAAGUCAUACCCAAAUGUCUAAUUAUGUGUAUCAGCCUUAGUUGCCCUGAUUGUGGGUUUGUGUUUUGCAAGGAUCACAUUAUCCUCAGGGCCCUGGUAUUGUGCAUGCUGGCUCACUGUCACACUUUGACGGCUUCACUGUGACACUUGAAUAAAAUGGAGGUAUUUGUAAUAUCACUCAUAACACAAAGGCCUCUUGUGAGACGACACUUGAUUUUUUCCUGUCGAUGUGUCAAUUAAGGGAAGGUGGAAAAUUAAAGAGGAUCGGGAGGAUAAUAAGCUGUGUAACAUGCUACCUGAAAAAAAGACCGACUGUGUUAAUAUUUCUUUUAAAGUCAUUUUCAAUACUACUUGAAAUGUAUUAAAACGUGUAACUAAAUAUGACAUGAACUUUUUGUUGGAAAUUAAGAAGCUGAAAUGGCUUUAAGUCUUUCAAUCAUCCUUUGCAUGUGAACAAAGAUAUGUAUCUUAAAUUGAGGGGUGUUUCGUCAGCGACUCAGAGUUUAGUUCACUGUAAGAGUCAACAGGAGGCUCUUUCAUGAACAAAAUUUCAACUUGAUUGUAUGAUUGUACUUGUUGCAUGUUUUUGAUUUCUUCUCAUAGUGUUUUUCACAUUUUGGUUGGGCUGUAAGUUUUACUGUUACUUUGUUCUGGAAUUAGUGAAUGUUUAUUAGAGGUGUGUGAUGUGCCUGUGUGAUGUGAAUGCAUGCUGCAAGUUUCAAAAGUCUUAGUCAAAGAAUUUCAACUGCAUGUUCAGGUUGUGGGAGUCCCUUUGAUGCCUUUACAAAGGUGUAUCUGGUAUUUCAUCGAUUGAAAUUCACUAUAAUGUGUUUGCAAAUAUUUCAUUGAUCCUUCAGAAGAAAAUAAGAACUUAUUAAUACUGUACAUGUGCUGCACUAAACUGUAACCCUCCAUUUCAUGCAAAUCAAAAACAUGUAAAUUCUGACAAAUGAAAUGCAUGUGCAAGUGUCCCAUAAUAAAAAUGCUCAUCCAAGCACUUCUCCAUCUUUCU